Molecule: messenger RNA, 1828 nt
Organism: Vigna radiata var. radiata (mung bean)
Lineage: Eukaryota; Viridiplantae; Streptophyta; Magnoliopsida; Fabales; Fabaceae
Product: uridine 5'-monophosphate synthase
Exons: 7
Coding region: 217-1653 (478 amino acids)
Biological process (GO): 'de novo' UMP biosynthetic process; 'de novo' pyrimidine nucleobase biosynthetic process
Molecular function (GO): orotate phosphoribosyltransferase activity; orotidine-5'-phosphate decarboxylase activity
Source: RefSeq, a predicted model, not a curated record
AAUAAAUAUAUAAAGACGCAGUUCCAGACAUGGCAUUUCUUAACGAAUAAAGAGCAUUGCAUAGAUUGUACGCAGCCACUUAAGCAGCGCCGUCUAUCUAUCUCUAUCCAUAACAGCUCUCUCUUUCUCUCAGUUUUAUUAUGCAUACUGGGUGAGACAGGUUAUCUCUAAGAUCAUAAAUCCUCUUUCUGAGACACAUUGAAAAAAAGGAAGGAAAUGUCAGCAUCAUCAUUGGUAGAGUCUCUAGUUCUUCAACUCCAUGAGAUUUCAGCUGUCAAAUUUGGCAACUUCAAGCUCAAAUCUGGCAUCUUCUCACCAAUCUACAUAGACCUACGCCUCAUCAUAUCUUACCCUUCUCUCCUCCAGAAAAUCUCUGAAACCCUUAUUUCCUCUGUCUCUUCCACUUCCUAUGAUCUUGUAUGUGGUGUCCCUUACACUGCCUUACCAAUUGCUACAUGUGUCUCCCUUGCCCAAAACAUUCCCAUGGUCAUGCGCCGCAAGGAAAUCAAAGAUUAUGGCACUGCUAAAGCUAUUGAAGGUGAUUUCAAGGCUGGCCAAAGUUGCUUGAUCGUUGAGGAUUUGGUUACAAGCGGCACAUCGGUUUUGGAAACAGCGGCACCACUACGUGCUUCUGGGUUGAAGAUCAGUGAUGCUGUUGUCUUGAUUGAUAGAGAGCAAGGAGGGAGAGAAAAUUUGGAGGAGAAUGGCAUCAAGCUGCAUGCAAUUAUUAAAUUGACGGAUAUGGUGAAAAUUUUGGGUGAUCAUGGGAAACUUGAUGAGGAGAUGGUAGGGGUUGUUACAAAGUUCUUAGAGGAGAAUCGGAAGGUUGCGGCUGUGGCAAAGGUGGAGAAGCCUGCAACAAAGGUCAAGGCUUUGCCAUUUGAGGAGAGGGCUAGGCUCUCAAAGAAUCCAAUGGGAAAGAGGUUGUUUGAGAUCAUGGCUGCGAAGACCAGUAAUUUAUGUCUAGCUGCCGAUGUUGGAACUGCAGCUGAAUUGCUUGAAAUUGCUGAGAAGGUUGGACCUGAGAUUUGCCUGCUGAAGACUCAUGUGGAUAUUUUUCCAGAUUUUACUCCUGAAUUUGGCUCAAAGCUUCUCUCGAUUGCAGAAAAGCAUAACUUCUUGAUCUUUGAGGAUCGUAAAUUUGCUGAUAUUGGUAACACAGUGACCAUGCAGUAUGCAGGAGGUAUCUUUCAAAUAUUGGAUUGGGCUCAUAUAGUGAAUGCUCACAUAAUCUCAGGUCCUGGAAUUGUUGAUGGAUUAAAAUUGAAGGGUUUACCUCGUGGCAGGGGUCUGUUACUGCUUGCUGAAAUGAGUUCAGCAGGUAACUUUGCCAAGGGAGAUUAUACUGCAGCUGCAGUAAAAAUUGCUGAGGAUCAUUCUGAUUUUGUAAUUGGCUUCAUCUCAGUCAAUCCUGCAUCAUGGCCAGGAGCACCUAUAAAUCCCUCUUUCAUUCAGGCAACCCCUGGAGUUCAAAUGGUAACUGGUGGUGAUGCUUUAGGCCAGCAAUACAACACUCCAUACUCUGUGGUUCAUGAUAGGGGCAGUGACAUAAUCAUUGUGGGACGUGGCAUAAUCAAAGCAGCAAAUCCUGCUGAGGCAGCUCGUGAAUACCGACUUGAAGGGUGGAAAGCAUAUUUGGCCAAGUGUUCUUGAUGCCUGAACCCUACAGAAUAAGAAAAGGAUGAGUCAAAAUUAUGUUUUAAUGGACAUCUAAUCUCACCCGGAGGAAGAUUGUUUUGGGUACAAUAUAACAUUGAUGACAUUUUUCAACUGCAAUAUUAGAGGGGAUCUUUUUUUAUUAAUUUUAUUUUUCAAUUGCAAUAUUAAA